AAACUUGAAACUUCAUUUGUAUACAGGCUGCUCAGAGGCUAACCGAUCUCAAGAAGGACAUUAGAGAAAUUGCCUCCUUGAAGCAAUCCGCCUCUACCGUGUCACGUAACCAGAAUGAGACCGAGCGACUCAAGAGCGAUAUCAAAAACUUGGAAACGGAGCUUGCGGCCACUGGUUCCGCCAAGACGGGUGAUGAUGUGCAGAGGGAACUUGAUGCCCUUUCUAAUGAGAUCCGUUCAAAUGAGAGAGAAAGGCAAGCACUCAUGACAGAGCGUGACCACCAGAAUCAAUUGCUGCGGACGAAUGAAAAUGAUCUCCACGCGAUGGAAAAGAAAGAGAAUACGCUUUCCAAUCAGAUCCGUGACAAGGAUAUCAUGGAGGAACGCAUUGUCACAAUGACCAACGAGAUCGCGACCUUGCACUCGAAACUCAAGGAACUAGACUCAAAGAUUUCAGAGGCGCAAGCUCCUAUUGAUAUGCUUGAGCAAGAGCAUCAGCAGGCCAUGGUUGACCUUGAUGCGAAGAUUCGCGAGGCUCAACGUUCUGUACAAGAGCUCAACACGAAUGUUGAUAAACUUGACAGCCUCAAUAAAGUCGUCGAGCGAUAUAUUCGUGACAAGCGAGCCCGUCUCCUUGGUGAGUGCGCCGACAAGAUAGAACAGUUCGAGCAGGACAUCAGGGAUCUUGUCACCAAUAUCGAGAACACCCGGGAUGCCAUAGCUAAGAUUGACCGGGAGAUCAGCGAGAGCGGGAGUUUGAUGGCGAAUUUGCACGGGAACAUUCGUAUCAGAAAGCUUUCUCGCGAUAUAGCAGCCACGCAAGCUGAAAUUGACUCGUGCGAUAUGGAGGGAGCUGCAAAGGCGAAGCGGAACUUCGAAGAUCGUUACCAGGUUGAGAAACAGAGGGAAACGGAAAUGCAGAGCAAGUAUGCCCAUAUAGGAGGCGAAAUCAGUUCCCACCAAGAGCAACUCAAGAUGACAGAGAAGGAUCUACGUGACUUCAAGGAGAUCAACAAACGGUAUAUACCGACCAGUUGGUCAAGGUCAAGAUGUCCGACAUGGCAAAUAAUGAUCUGGAGAAAUAUGCCAAGGCCCUGGACAGUGCCAUUAUGAAAUACCACGGUCUGAAGAUGGAGGAAGUCAACGAUACUAUGCGCCAUCUCUGGAAUAAAACGUAUCAAGGGACCGAUAUCGACG
Suillus subalutaceus is the source of this 1196-nucleotide messenger RNA. RefSeq lists its product as uncharacterized. Gene Ontology annotation, biological process: double-strand break repair; chromosome organization involved in meiotic cell cycle; telomere maintenance via telomerase. The coding region runs from base 264 to 1112 and encodes 282 amino acids. Lineage: Eukaryota; Fungi; Basidiomycota; Agaricomycetes; Boletales; Suillaceae. Gene Ontology annotation, molecular function: double-stranded telomeric DNA binding; G-quadruplex DNA binding; single-stranded telomeric DNA binding. The record is from RefSeq and is a predicted model, not a curated record. The transcript has 8 exons. Gene Ontology annotation, cellular component: condensed nuclear chromosome; Mre11 complex.